Molecule: messenger RNA, 3988 nt
Organism: Oncorhynchus nerka (sockeye salmon)
Lineage: Eukaryota; Metazoa; Chordata; Actinopteri; Salmoniformes; Salmonidae
Product: calcium-independent phospholipase A2-gamma-like
Exons: 8
Coding region: 93-2963 (956 amino acids)
Biological process (GO): arachidonate metabolic process
Cellular component (GO): membrane
Source: RefSeq, a predicted model, not a curated record
GAUUCUGAUAUCUAAGCCUAAGCCAAUACAGGCCCAGCUCCUAGCCCACUGUUGGUUGUCUUUGUCCCCAGCCAACUACAUCCAAGCUAAAGAUGGGUCGGUUCCUCAACAUAAACCUGUGUGUGAGUCACCUGGGAGGGAGGACGUUAAGACUGUUCUGCAAGCUCAGGUACCUCAUAACUAUCCUUAGAACCUUCCCUCACCUGGCCAAGACACCCCUAGCCUUGGACUUCCAUAGCUGCUCCUUGCCUUCCUCUCCCCUGCCUCCCAGCUUUGCCAGGAAAGGAGCCCCCAAGAGCUUGAGGUUCAAACACAUGAGCUUGACCGCUGAGUACCUCCUUGAGGGUGGUACCAGAGGGGUGAGAUACUCCCAGGCGGCCCGUGUCUACUCAACCUCUAGUAGGGAUGUGUUGAAGGCUGAGGCCCCCAUCGGGGUCCUUCAUGAGGACAGCCUUCAGGAGGACAGCCAGACAUCCUUUCAGUUGAGCAUGCUUUGUCUGGGUGAUUCUUUUAAUCGCCUCUCCAGACACAUCAAUAUUUACUUCAAGAGAAAGGAUGUGACCCAGCUGUCCUCUGUUGCUGGGAAUGUGGGGUUUGUUGUCACAACUCAGGAGAGUCUGGGAAGCAGGCCACAGAGGCGUAGUCAAAGUAACAGGGCAGCCAGGGAGGACAGUGAGACAACAACACAGCAGCCUUUGGAAAAUGAAAACGAUCUUGAGACGUCAGACAGCCAGACAGAGACAAGCUCCGCCCCCCAGCGAUAUGGUGGACUGCAGUUAUUUCACAUCAGUUCCAUUGCCUCCAGGUUUGGGGAAAGUUUCAGUUAUGUUGCUCAUCACAUAAACUCAUCACAUGAACACCUAAAGUCAGUGUUCACCAAAGGUUCGGCACAGGACGUCCUAGGUUCGACUCUGGAAGAGUCUCUGGAGGAUCUGGCUUCAAGCAGAGUGUCGACCGGGAGGAUGAGGAGGAGGAAAACACUAAAAAUCAGUUACAUUGAAAGUGUAAAGGAAACUGAAACGGCUCAUUUAAAGACUAGUGCAGCUGUAGCUCAGUCCACAGCCAUUCAGAAACCAGCCAUUGAACGUGCUGAUAUCUCCAACAGCUGGGAGGGAGAGGCAGAGGGCUACCUUCACUUUGCCCAGCACGUCAACAGAUACUUUGGAGCCAAAACCGUUACAGACGAAACUGAACUACCACCACCUCAAACAGAACAUCUGGUUGCGGACCACAUGCCAAACAGCAGGACGUAUCAACAGCAGUGUUCUAAAUCUUCUACCUCCAGACAUGAACAAUCAGCCACAGGGCUAAAGCAGGAAGAUCCACCCAUCCGUCCCAAAUCCCUUUUCCACAUCAGUAACAUCACAACCAGUUUCGGUGAGAACUAUGCAUACAUGGCUAAUUACGUCAACAGCUAUUUCAAAGGCAGCUAUGAUGCCGUGGAGGAGGAGGAGUUAGAAAGAGGUCCCAUCGAGGAACGCAGGGGAGAAUGGGAGAUGGAGUAUGGAUCCGUUAGGGUCCCGAAACCACAGCCUGCUGUAUCCUUCAUGGAGUGCCUUCUCAAUCCCAGUAGUGCCAUCCCCAGCCUCCUGGGGGGGUAUCUGGGGGGCUCCUGGGCUCAGAGCAACCAGGCCCAUCCUGCCUCUAUGCUCAGUGAGGCCACACUUAGAAGAAUGGUGAUGGGCAGGAGACAGGCAGAGAAGAUGACCCGUGCUUUGGUGUCCAGUCUACAACAGGCCUUCUCUCCUGAGGCCAUCACCGAAGUUGUCGAUGAGCUCAACACACACCUUAUCCGACACCCAGGAUGCAAAGCAGUGGUCUGGCAGGAGAAAGCUGCUGUUCAGCUCUUAAGACAGCGGCGUAGCCAUAGAGAAGACCAGGAACUUCAGUGUGUCAUUAGGGAAACCUUGGCUCUGAUUGGCUAUGUGGAUCCAGUCAAAGGUCGUGGAAUCCGAGUGCUUUCAAUCGAUGGUGGUGGCACAAGAGGGGUGGUGCCACUGCAGGUCCUCAAGCAGCUGGAAGCGGAAACAGGCAAGCAGGUUCACCAGCUGUUUGACUACAUCUGUGGAGUGAGCACAGGGGCAGUGUUGGCCUUCAUGCUUGGCCUGGCCCGUUUCUCUCUAGAGGAGUGUGCAGAUAUGUACCGUCGUUUUGGCUCGGAUGUGUUCCGUCAGAACCCCUUGGUGGGCACAGUGAAGAUGGGCUGGAGUCACUCCUACUACAGCACCGAGACCUGGGAAAUGAUACUGAGAGAGAAGAUGGGUGACCAAGUUCUGAUUAAAACAGCCAGGGAUGAGUUGAGCCCUAAGGUGUCAGCGGUGAGCGCCGUGGUGAACUGGGGGACGAGUCCCAAGGCCUUUAUCUUCAGGAACUACAACCACAGCCCAGGCCGUCUCAGCCGCUACGCAGGGGGGUCUGGGUACCAGAUGUGGCAGGCGGUGAGAGCGUCGUCCGCUGCCCCGGGAUACUUCCAGGAAUUCCCCUUACACAGUGACAUCCAUCAGGAUGGUGGCCUCAUUCUAAACAACCCUUGUGCCCUCGCCGUCCACGAGAGCCGUCUCCUGUGGCCCAACCAGCCUUACCAGUGUGUCCUGUCGCUCGGCACCGGUCGCUAUGACAAUGCUACGCGGAGCCCGGGCACCUCCACCAGCCUGCGUGCCAAGAUCAACCACCUGAUCUGCAGUGCCACCGACACAGAGGGGGUCCACACCCUCCUGGACGACUUGCUGGCCCCAAACGUCUACUUUAGGUUCAACCCCAUGCUGAGUGCCGAGGUAUCCCUGGAUGAGAGCAGCGUCAGGGCCAUGGAGCAGCUGCAGGCUGACACCCAGGUCUACCUGGACAGGAACAAGCCCAAGAUGGCCAGGCUGUGUAAGGUGCUGGGGCAGGAGCGCACUGCGCUGAGCCACACCAAGGACUGGGUCAGUGAGAGAGCCUGGGAGAUGCAGCAGAGCUGGGUUUGAGGGUCCUAGGUCACAGGUCACAGGUUAGGUUUUAUUACUCAGUGCCUGUAGUUUUACCCUGUUUUUAUUUUUAAAACGUUUUAGCAAACUCUUCCUUCCUCCCAAAUGCUCACAUACACCUUUCUGUUUAAAUGACUGUGUAAGUACAUGUUUCUAUAUAUGAACACCAAAAUGAGGAAAUACAUAGUUGGAGCUCUGUUACUCCAUGCAAAGGGCUCUGUCUGUCAUGCAUUUAUGUAUGCAAAAUCAAAACUGCAUAGUAAUUUAUAUAUAUAUUCAGUACUGUAUAUGUAUUGGUAUGAAUGAGGAUGCACUCCUUUAUGGAAUAUUGUUAAGUGUAUUUGCACUUCCAGACCUGGGUUCUAAUACUAUUUAGGGUAUUUCAAUUACUUUUAAAGACAUGUGGAAGUAAGUAUUUCAUUUUUUGUAAAAACAAAUUUAAGACAAGUAGUUGAAUAUUGGAAUUUAUUUGGAAAUACUAAAAUAACCUCCCAUUCAUUUAACUGAGGUAUUUGAAAAUACUUUCAAGCAGAAGGCUAUUUAUAUGGAAUAAUUUGAAAAAGAAUUCCAAUAGAAGUAGUUGAUUCCGGCCUCAUUAUUUGAAAAUGCUCAAAUACACAGAAAAUAAGUAUUUAAAUCACAUGUAUUUGAACCCAGGUCUAGCACUGACCGUAUAUUGAAGAUGUUUGCACUGAGGGAAUUCGUGUAGCUGCUAGUGAUAUGUGUUAUCUCAUAUUAUUACACAUUUUUUGUUAAUGUUAAACCUAUUUAUAUAUUUUUAAAAACACAUUAUUAUUGAAAAAUGAUAUGCUGUGUUUUGUAAGAUGCCUCUUAAAAGCUCUGAAGUGUACAGCAAACUUGUCCCUCACAUAAUUGUGAAAUAUCUGAUGAUGUGCUCAGCUGAGGCCUUUACAUUCAAGUAGUAACAUAUCUAUCUUCUCAGACCCAGUAAUUCCCCACCCAGAUUUGGAUUGGUGAUGUAACAAUUGAGCAAUUAAAAAGCAGCUUGUGGUAUUGACUUUGUA